UCUUUCUUAACAUUAAAUUCUGAAUUCUCCCUAUUAUCCAGCCCUCCUGCACCAUAUACCACCAUGGCCGACCUCUCCAACCGCCCCUACAUCCACUGGAACGACCCCAAUGUCGAAAAGCUCCCACCCAAUGAAGCCGACGAUAUCCAAGCCGUUGCAGACAUGAUCAAUCUGAUCCAGAAGACCCACUAUAACAAGACCAGGCACGCGUACGGGGGAACCCAUGCCCGUACCCAAGGCGUCGUCAAAGGAACCUUCGUGGUUCCCAAUGACCUUCCGAAGCAUCUCAAGCAGACUGAAUUAUUUGAGAAAGGCGGAGAGUAUAAAUGCAUCUGCAGAUACAGCAGCGAGCCGGGUGAUCCAGGGCUUGACGAUCGCAUUCCUCAACCCCGCGGAUUCGCCAUGAAAUUAUUUGACGUCCAGGGCAAAAUGUUCUCCGGGUUCGAUUGGCCAACGCAAGACAUCGAAUUUAACUCCACCCCGGCUCUCGACCUUGCCGACGCAAAAACAACAAAGGAAAUCAUAGACCUCCGCAUCAAGUACGGCAACGACAAGCCCGAGCUAUAUAGACAUCUUGAAAAAAGACCGGAUACCACUUUGCAGAAAGGACGCGAUGGGGUCCGCAACACGCAUCUUGAAUCCACGCGACAGUACUCGCAGACCGCGUACCGCUUCGGGGACUAUGUGAUCAAGUAUUGCCUUGUACCGAGCUCUGAGACGCAGAGAAAGUUGUAUGAUGAGACUGUCAAGCCGGAGGAUGGAGACGACAUCCUGUCGCGCUGGCUGCAGAGCUUCCACGCGGAUCACGACGCGGAAUAUCUGUUCCAGGUGCAGUUAUGUGAGAACUUGGAGGACCAGCCCGUGGAGUAUGCGGGCAAAGUUUGGGACGCGGAAAAGUACCCUUGGCAGACGGUUGCGACGUUGAAAAUACCGAAGCAGAACAGCUUUAACUACGAGAGGAAGAUGUUCUGGGAGGAUCAUAUGCGCAUUGACCCGUGGCAUGGCCUCGUAAGCCUCCAGCCGCUCGGAGGCCCAAAUCGGUUGAGGAAAGUUGUGUACCCAGCUAGCAGUGCCAUGAGGAGGAAGCUGAAUGGCAGGAAGGAGUUCAACGUAGUGUCCAUCGACGAUAUCCCGUGAGGUGCUGACUAGUUUCGCGCGUAGAGGAAUCGAGUAGCAUCGUACUGUACAUACAAUCUGUUAGCAAGAAUAAUGACAAUCUCCUCUUUGGCCGA
Messenger RNA from Mytilinidion resinicola, 1232 nucleotides. RefSeq names its product heme-dependent catalase. NCBI's taxonomy places the organism in Eukaryota, Fungi, Ascomycota, Dothideomycetes, Mytilinidiales, Mytilinidiaceae. The transcript has 3 exons. Bases 64 to 1137 code for a protein of 357 amino acids. The record is from RefSeq and is a predicted model, not a curated record. Gene Ontology annotation, molecular function: catalase activity; heme binding. Gene Ontology annotation, biological process: response to oxidative stress.